Messenger RNA from Mycena citricolor, 3426 nucleotides. The record is from the annotation of a GenBank genome assembly. NCBI's taxonomy places the organism in Eukaryota, Fungi, Basidiomycota, Agaricomycetes, Agaricales, Mycenaceae.
GCCAGUCCCCCUCAGUCCUGACCCUCACCUCCCUCGGAAUCCGCAAUCUCACUUGUCCAAGCAGCAUGUCUGAGGAUGAUUCCAUCCAGUAUCUGGGUACCCGACGCGCUAAUCUGGCUCCACCGAACCACUCCAUUUUCAGCACUCCACCUCAGCGCACUAUCAUCGGGAUCGAACUGAGGGUCGAGUCCAACGGUGCCGAAGAAGGGCACACCCUCGUCUUUCACAAAUCCGAUCAGCAGCUCGUGCAUGUAGGACGCCGACCAGGCUCCGAUUCUGACAAGAGCAAGACCGAGUCCGGUCGGGCUUCCUUCAACUGCCCUGUUGUCAGCCGGCAUCAUGCGAAGAUUGUCUUCAGCGACACUGGCCUUUGUUAUCUCAUCGAUACUCAUUCUCACCAUGGCACGCAUAUCCGCAAGGCCAAUGAUACAGUCCUGAAAGCACUGGCCCCGGAGACACCUGCUGUGCUCUCUGCCGGUGAUGCGAUAACGUUUGGUAAACCAGUCAGCUCAGAUAAAGGACUCGUCCAACCCAUCGUCGCUCAUGUCGACCUGCUCUACGGACAGCCUCAGCUGAAGCCGCUCUUCGUGCCUGAACCAGGAGCGGGGCAACAUAAACUAUCUUUGGGGCCCCCUUCUGGUCGCUUUGGCCUAUAUGCAUCAAUUCUUUCCGAGGAUGACUCCUCUUCGUCUGACGGACGCGAUUCUCCCGUCUCUGAUUCUCGGGAUUCGGAUGUCGAAGAGAUCGAGAUCAAGCCAUCGACUCCUUCGAGUGCUGGUCAUCCUCCCUGGCGUCGUUCAUCGUGGGACUUUAGCACUGCUUGGCCUGUCAGUCGACCAAGCAUGUUAAAGCAGUUCCUCGGUUCCUUUUCCCAUUGCUCUCCAUUCACAAGUCCCCAGUCGCCAGCUAUUGAGGGUCAGGACCCCGUUGUAUUGGACAAUUCUGUUGAUGACCAUUCAUAUCACAACAACUCUUCGGAGGAUGAGGAAGCUGGGGCGGAGAGCCGUUACGCGUCUCCUAUGGAUCUUUCGAGCUCCCCAGAGCCUGAAGCUGCUCCAGAAGGCCAAGAUAUCGUUGUCGUCGGUGAACCGCUUGUCGUUGGAGCGUGGCCGCACUCUCGAUCAUCUUCUCCCGCUGCUUUUGGGCAAAUUUCCUUUGCUGAAGAAAUGUGCGGCAGGGAUCAGAGCGCUGAUGCACGAGCAGACGAUAGAGAGGGUAUCAUCGAGAUUAUCGAUUGCGAGCCCGAGGCCCGCUCUGAGAACAUCCAAAUCAAUCAAUUGCAAGAAUCGUUGGCCGCGACCAAAGAGGAAGUUUCUCAACUGCAAGCGUAUCGACGCAAGUUCAAGGAGCGAUUCAGUGAGAAUGUGAAAGCUUCAAUUGGCCGGUUCUCGAAACUGGAGGAGCGAACGGCCGAGAACGAAGAUCUAUACAACGCUCUUGCAGAGAGAGUGGAUGUCCAGGAAGAGACCUGCCGCCUGGUCCAAGAGUUGAACGACAGUCUCCAGCUCCAGGUGGAGGAACAAGCGUUGGAUUUCAGACGCGCUGAAGCUGCCUGGACGGAGAAAGUCGAAGUUGCCGAGAGACGGGCUGCCGCUCUUUCUGCGGAACUAGCCAAGCUUCGCGAGGAAACACGCACAGAGCUGGCGGAAGAAGUUCGGCAAAUACGGGAUGCACAGGAGCAGCUGGAAGCUGGCCUAAAACGGAAGCGGGAUUUUGAUGAUGAUGCCGGCGAUGUACCCCGUAAGCGCGUGCACCGCGUGACCGAGGUGUUUGCCCGGACUGCGACCGCUGUGACCAUCGGUGCUGUGGUGACAUGGUCUGCACUCGCCUUCAGCUAGGCUGUCCAGAGAGCGGGAUUCCAACCUUGUAUGUUAGUCAGUCAUGUAUGUAUUAUGCAAGCGGAAUGAAUAAAUGUAUGCCUCUUUGUAACGCCGCAUCCGUCCGAGGGACAACUGGUUUCCUGUCGUUGACGGUCCGGCGGAGGUCCGUGAUUCCGCGGCGCGGGAGCCCUUGAGAAGAAGUCUGGGAUAAAUUACCUCCGGAAUAGCUCACUACAUAGGCUAUGAUCGCGUGUGCGAGUAGGCUCUUCCCCUCUUCCCGAUCUCGGUGUCUUUCAAUCCCUUACCUCGUGCAUAGAACAAUGAGCACCACCUUCAAACAAAUCCUGAACUCGAAAAGGCUCCUCGUCAUCCCAGGCCCGAUCGAGGUCGCUGAUGAGGUUCUCUACGCCAAUGCUCAUCCUUCUAUGAGCCACGUUUCCCCCGAUUUCGUUCCAGUCUUCGGAGAUUGCAUCAGGAUGACUAGGGAAGUCUUGCAGACCACCGUAGGCCAGCCGUUCUUGAUCUCGGGCAGUGGGACUUUGGGUUGGGACCAAGUUGCGGCAAACCUAGUACAACCCGGAGAGAACGCCCUGGUCUUACACAGCGGCUACUUUGGCGAUAGCUUCACCGAAUGCCUGGAGACGUACGGAGCCAAAGUGGACCAACUGAAAGCGGUCAUUGGUGCCGCCGUGUCGCAGGAGGCCAUCGCGGCUGCAUUAUCGGAGAAGAAAUAUAAGAUCGUCACCUUCACGCAUGUGGACACGUCUACCGCUGUUCUGUCUGACGCCAAAGCUGUCGCCGCUACUGUCCAACGCGUUUCCCCAGAUACACUUGUCAUCAUGGAUGGGGUUUGUUCCGUUGCCAGCGAAGAAAUCAAGUUUGACGCAUGGGGACUCGAUGUCGUCCUCACCGCCAGUCAGAAGGGUCUCGGCGUCCCGCCCGGCCUGAGUAUUCUCGUUGCCAGCCCGAAGGCUAUGAAGGCAUUUGAAUCGCGCAGCGUUCCGCCAAGUUCGUACUACGCGAGCUGGAAAAAGCGAGUAUGGUUGCCCAUCAUGAAAGCGUACGAGAGUGGUAGCCCGGCGUACUUCGCUACUCCUCCUGUCAACUUGAUCUACGCAUACCACGCGUCCCUUUCCCAGAUCACAAAGCAAACCCCGUCCCUGGAAGAACGUUUCGCUCUGCAUCGUGCUGCGAGCAACAAAAUCAAAGACGCUGCCGCUAGUCUGGGGCUCAAGCAGGUUCCUUCGGAUCCUGCCUUUGGAGCAAACGGCAUGACUGCACUUUACUACCCUGAAGGAAAGACUGCUGCAGACGUGCUCCCUAAACUGGGCGCAAAGAAUAUCAUUGUGGCUGGUGGUUUGCAUACUGCUAAUAAAGACAAGUAUUUCCGUAUCGGACACAUGGGCGUAACUGUGGUCGACCCGAGUCGCGGGGACAUCGAAACCGUCGUGGCUGGGCUGAAGGAGGUUUUUGCUGGUACAAGUUCCACGUAGGAAGGAUACGUGAGCCGUCUUAGCGUCGUGCUGAUAGUAUAAUUGCAAACACGAUGGUCACGAUCGUGCCGAGGAUGAAUGUGAUGGAGCCCACAGUGAAGCGUGCUACUGGA